AACAGCAAAAAAUUUAGGAUUUAGGUUAGGUUAGGUUGUAGGUUUGUAGGUUUUAGGUUAGGUUAGGUUGUAGGUUUGUAGGUUCUAGGUUUUAGGUUGGUAGGUUUUAGGUUGGUAGGUUUUAGGUUGUAGGUUGUAGGUUUGUAGGUAAAUAGGUAAGGUUAGGUCAGGUUUGAUUAUGUUUUCCUUUUAUUUCCAAGACAUAAAGUAUCAUUUUUGGAUUCAGGAUGUCAAAUAAUGUAAGAAUAUGAAAACUUUAUCUUAAACAGUCACUCGGACUCAAUGUAUACUUUUACCAUAAAAAGUAGGCAACUACUGAAUGAAUAUUGACAUCAAUUCAUGAUGAAGUGCCACUACGAAGUGCUGGAUGUGGAACGGACUGCCACUGAUGAGGAACUCAAGAAGGCAUACAGGAAGCUGGCCCUCAAAUGGCAUCCUGACAAGAACCCUGACCAAAUCGAGGAGGCGACCGCCCAGUUUCGGCUGGUGCAGCAGGCCUACGAGGUGCUGAGUGACGCCCAGGAGCGGGCCUUUUACGACCGACACCGGGAGCAGAUUCUGCGCGGCGGGUUUGACAAUGACUACAAGGACAACAGUCUGAACGUGUACCAGUACUUCACGGCGUCUUGCUACAGCGGUUACGGAGACGACGACAAGGGUUUCUAUGCCGUUUACAGAGAGAUUUUCAAGACGUUGGCUGCUGAGGAUUCGGAUUUCGCCAAAGAUGGAGACAGUGAUUUCGAGAUUCCCGAAUUCGGUAACAGCCAGAGUGUUUUUGAAGAGGUGGUGCAGCCGUUCUACGCGCACUGGCAGUCGUAUUGUACCCGUAAAACGUACACAUGGCUGGACAAGUACGACAUACGACAGGGCCCCAACCGAUGGACUGUGCGGCAGAUGGAGAAGGAGAACAAGAAGAUUCGCGACAAGGCGCGCAAGGAGCGCAAUGAGGAGGUGCGCGCGCUGGUGGCGUUCGUGCGGAAGCGAGACCGGCGCGUGGCGGCCCAGCAGCGCCGUCUGCAGGAGCGUGCUGCCGAGAACGCGCGGCGCGCUGAGGAGCAGCGGGACCAGCAGCGGCAGCAGCGGCUGCGGGAGAUGGCAGACUACACGGAGGCCGAGUGGAGCCGCGCCGACCAGAGCCAGCUGCAGCAAAUGGAGGCGGCGAUCGCGCGGGAGUUUGGUGAGGCGGUGUCUGACAGUGAGGACUCGAACAGCGAGCAGGAGGCCGAGGACGACCACCUUUACUGCCCCGCCUGCGACAAAGUCUUCAAAACAGACAAAUCGUUCAAGAACCACGAGGGCUCGAAGAAGCACCGCGACAACGUGGCGCGCCUGCGGGAGACACUGCUGGAGGAGGAGGAGAACCGGAACGGCGACACCGGGGCGGCGGUCAGCAGCGGGGAGGGCGACCGAUCUCCCGACGAGGGUCCGGCGCAACCCAGCUGUGCCAAGUCCAAGAAAAAGAAGCGUCAGAAGCGGCGGGCGGCGGCGGCUGUCGCCGACCCCGGCCUGAACAUGUCCCGGGGCGCGGGCGGGGGUCUGUUCGCCGAGACGGCCGACCUGGCCGGGGACUCGGGCUCGGACGGCGAGGCACCGGACUCGGCCGAUGACGCGGAGCUGGCGGCGGCCGCGGCGGCACUGCGGCUUCAGGAGCAGUCGGAGCAGCCGCAGGCGCCGCCCGCCGCGCCCCGGCUCAAGGGAAAGAAAGCCAAGGACGCGCGGAAAAAGGCCAGGGCGGAGCAGCAGCAGUCAGUUCCUUCCUAGGUGUGGUAGGGUCAGUGGCUGAUCCAGAGAGAGAGAGAGAGAGAGAGAGAGAGAGAGAGAGAGAGAGAGAGAGAGAGAGAGAGAGAGAGAGCGAGAGAGAGAGCGAGAGAGAGCGAGAGAGGAGAGAGCGAGAGAGAGAGCGAAGAGAGAGCGAGAGAGAGAGCGAGAGAGAGAGCGAGAGAGCGAGAGAGAGCGAGAGAGAGAGC
Molecule: messenger RNA, 1967 nt
Organism: Amphibalanus amphitrite
Lineage: Eukaryota; Metazoa; Arthropoda; Thecostraca; Balanomorpha; Balanidae
Product: dnaJ homolog subfamily C member 21-like
Exons: 10
Coding region: 340-1761 (473 amino acids)
Cellular component (GO): cytoplasm
Molecular function (GO): zinc ion binding; nucleic acid binding
Source: RefSeq, a predicted model, not a curated record